Molecule: messenger RNA, 1227 nt
Organism: Chaetomium fimeti
Lineage: Eukaryota; Fungi; Ascomycota; Sordariomycetes; Sordariales; Chaetomiaceae
Exons: 2
Coding region: 282-1106 (274 amino acids)
Molecular function (GO): serine-type endopeptidase activity
Source: RefSeq, a predicted model, not a curated record
ACAACUUGAGCGAGGCUGACUUGUCCGCAACUUCAUCCGCCAUCCGCAGAGUCGGGCAACCCGCCAACUUCAUUUUCUUCUGCUAGUUCCCACACCGUUUUGAGCGAUCGAAUUGCUUAUUGGCUCUUUUUCCCGGUGGAUGUUUAACUGAAACACAUGCGGUUGGGAUUCAGUCACUCGCGAACGAGCGUAUUCAAGUUGCUCUAGACAUCUAUCAUGUCAACGUAGCAGUAUUCAAAGUUCGGACCCAAAAGAGGAGAGUCGAAGAGAGAUUGGCAACCAUGUCGUUUGCGAGUACGCCCGUGACUCGGGUCCUGGUGAUGGGGUUAAUCGGGGCUUCGAUCGGGGCCACCCUCUUCGAUAUCAAGCACUACUUUUACAUCUCGGUCGGGACGCACAUACUACAAUAUCGCCAGACAUGGCGCGCGUUGACAUGGCAACUAUGCUAUACCAACUCAUCCGAGGUGUUAUUUGGCGCCAUGGCUCUGUACAACCUCCGCGUCGUUGAGAUGCAGUGGGGCUCAAGGAAAUACGCUUCAUUUGUCUUGGUAUCUGGACUCCUCACGUCCAUCAUCCCGCCGAUCAUCUUGACGGGAAUUCUUCGACCCUUGAGCUGGGGGAUCUUUGACUUCCUGCCGGCAGGGCCCACGCCGCUCAUCUUUGCCAUCCUCGCGCAGUACUACGCCAUGGUUCCGCACAUUUAUCAGUACAAGAUUGCGCUCUCCACGGGUGCCCCGACUAACAACGACGAGGUCAGCGGGGUGACGUUCUCGGACAAGUCGAUUAAGUACUUUAUGGCAUUCCAGCUGGCGCUGUUCCAGUGGCCAGGCUCGCUCCUCGGAGCGGGUGUUGGCUGGCUCGUGGGCCAAGCUUGGCGCAGCGAACUUAUCCCGGGAGCCUUGACCCGCUGGCGUGUGCCCGCGUGGGUUGUGGGGAUGAGGGAUCAAAAAGGGAGCGACAGGUUCGAGGGGAUGCGCAGGAGACUCGAGAGUGAAGGGGCGGCUACGGGGGCUACGUCGGGAGCCCAGCACCAGGCUGGGGGUGAUGGGAAUAGACGGAGGACCAUGGGGCAGCAGCUUUUCGACGAGGUACGCGGCGCCUUCUGAUGUUGACGGCAGCGUAUUGGGUACUAUGGUAAUUCACCCUUUGUGGUCAUCAACCGAGCCUCUAUCUAAGAAUGCACUUUCUGGUUGUCGAGAGGGCCCGAUGACAAACAUCUUCACCGCC